UCGAGACGUGCGAGAGCGCGUCGCGGCUCCGCGUACCGGCUAUUCCGUCGAGCUGCCGCGCUCGUGGAGUACACCGGUGUCUCGAGCAUGCGAUGCGGCGAAUAAGCCCGCUUUAGAGCAUACUUUCGAGCUGACACGCUUUGCAGUGAGCGUCGUGCGUUAAACAGACAACAAGGAAGCCGAGGGUCUCCGCGUCAGUCAGUCUGUCUGUCCGUCUCGUUUGAAAUACGUGCUGUGGGAAUCCAACGAGAGGAGUCGAAACGCUGCGCGUGAGGCCGCCAAGAGGACAUCUCGAGCCACGUCGAGUCACCAGUGUCGAUUAAUCCGCAUCACAGAGGCGUGCACAUACACCCUUCCUCCCUCCGAGAGGGCGUAAAGUCGAUCGGCAGUGACCGGAUAGUGCCGCCAUCAUGAUCGUGGACGACAAACAAGAAAUGGAAGGUUUCUGGAUCAGCAGCGCGAUCCACGCGAUCAAGGCGCUUUCAUAUGUGUACGACCUGCUGACGUUCCCUGUGUACCUUAUAUUGCAACGACCCUGGGAGAAGCGCAAGGCCUCUAGGAGGAUCAAGGCCCGACCGAUCUCCAAAGAUGACACCACUAUCACCUACAGAAGCGUCGACCCCCCGGGGCCGAUACACAUCAUGCUCGAGCGCGAAAAGAUCGAGACUCUGGAGAAGAUGUUCCACUGGGUCGUUAAGAUGCACAGCGACAAGAAGUGUCUCGGCACCAGGCAGAUCUUGGCUGAGGAAGAUGAGGUUCAAUCUAACGGCAGAAUCUUCAAGAAGUAUAAAAUGGGAGAGUACAAGUGGAAAACGUAUCAAGAAGUCGAUAGAUUGGCCUCAUCCUUUGGUCGGGGUUUGGCAGAGCUGGGUAUGAGGCCGCGCAAGAACAUCGUCAUCUUCGCCGAGACCAGAGCGGAAUGGAUGAUUGCGGCACACGCGUGCUUCAAGCAGAACUUCACGGUGGUGACGAUCUACUCGACUCUAGGUAACGAGGCUAUCGCUCAUGGUAUCAAUGAAACCGAGGUGGACACUGUCAUUACGAGUCAUGAACUCUUGCCAAAGUUCAAACUGCUACUGGAUAUGGUACCAGCUAUCAAAAAAAUUAUUUAUAUGGAGGACCAACUCAAGCCGACUGAUACGAAAGGGUAUAAGGCCGGCGUGCAAUUAGUACCUUUCUCUGAUGUCAUCAAGAUGGGCAACGAGUCGAGCAGGAGCGCAGAACCGCCGAAGGGCAACGACAUCGCUAUAAUUAUGUACACGUCAGGUUCAACGGGAGUGCCGAAAGGCGUCCUGCUAUCACACAAGAACAUACUCGGCACCCUGAAAGCAUUCUGCGAUGCAGUAGAGAUCAAGCCAGAUGAUAUUUUACUCGCUUUCUUACCACUGGCGCAUGUUUUCGAGCUUCUGGCCGAAAGUGUGUGUCUUUUAACCGGUGUGUCCAUCGGUUACAGCACGCCGCUCACGUUGAUCGAUUCUAGCAGCAAGAUUCAGAAAGGAUCGAAGGGUGACGCUUCCGUCCUGCGUCCAACUUGUUUAACUGCCGUACCGCUUAUCCUCGACCGCAUUUCCAAAGGAAUAAACGAAAAAGUGAAGAAAUCUGGUCCGUUUAGGCAAGCAAUCUUCAAUUUCGCAUAUGAGUACAAACUAAAAUGGACGAAACGCGGAUACGAGACGCCCUUGUUCGACAAGUACAUCUUUGGACACGCCAAACAAGUACUUGGCGGUCGCGUCAGGCUUGUUCUUUCCGGAGGUGCCCCACUCAGUCCCGACACUCAUAAUCAAGUCAAACUCUGCCUGUGUGUCACCGUGACGCAAGGAUAUGGUCUUACGGAAACUACUUCUUGCGCAACUGUCAUGGAUGAAUUUGACAGAAGUACGGGACGUGUUGGAGCACCCACCACAGUGUGCGACAUCCGACUAGAAAAUUGGGAAGAAGCUGGUUAUCGAGUCACAGAUUAUCCACACCCCAGAGGUGAAAUCUUGAUCGGUGGUGACAUCGUUUCAACUGGUUACUACAAACUGUCGGAGAAGACAAAAGAGGACUUCUUUCAAGAGGAUGGAAAGCAGUGGUUCCGAACAGGCGAUGUUGGCGAGUUUCAUGCGGACGGUUCUAUGAAGAUUAUUGACCGCAAGAAGGACUUGGUGAAACUGCAACUCGGCGAAUACGUUUCCUUGGGCAAAGUCGAAGCCGAGUUGAAGACAUGCCCGGUCGUGGAGAACAUCUGCGUCUACGGAGAUGCGAAUAAGGCGUACACAGUGGCAUUGGUUGUGCCUAAUCAGUACUAUCUGGAGGAGAUCGCAAAUAGUUUAGGUAUAACCGAAAAAAACCGGACAGCACUUUGCAAUGAUCCAAACAUCGAGAAAGCGGUACUUCAAGAGCUUGUGGCACAGUCGCAGAAAUGUAAUUUGCAACGAUUCGAGAUACCUGGCGCUGUAAAGCUGUGCGCGGAGCAAUGGUCGCCCGAUAUGGGCUUGGUGACGGCGGCGUUCAAACUCAAGAGGAAAGCGGUGCAGGAGCGUUAUCAGCACGAAAUCAACCGGAUGUACGCUUCGUGAUGCUCCGCCAUAGGAUGCACAAAGUGCUGCGCGUAACGGGGAUCGAAAACUAGGAAAUAAAAUCACCUCGUCCGGCAGACGGUACCUCGAUAAUCCUCAGAUACAGAAAAGUUUGUCGUAAGCUCAUGCCGCACGUCGAUUACGGGGCACAAUCGCGAUCGGAAUGUCGUGAUGAUGGUGAUGGUGGUGGGCAUCAAAUCGUAAAGGACAAUUCCGAUUAUUCGGCAAACGCGAUCGGCGGCUAGCCGCCGAUACGGAAGUCAAAAUAGAGCCGGGAAAAUAAUGAGAUGUCACACUACAUUCGCGCCGAUACGGAGAUGCGUCGCGAAAUCUUACGAUCUGCAAAAUGAAAGUAUCGCCUCGCAUUUCUUCGUUGGGUCUUCCGAGCGCGGCUAAUUUUUCUUCGCAUUUUUAUCGAUACCGACUAUCCGUUACACGCGACUCGAAUGAACGCGGCUUCGUGCAGCGGGCGAGCGAGUGAGCGAGCGAUCGCGGAGCCGCAGCGGAAUAGUAUUGCGCACAUCACUGAGCAUCAAUUUUGUGUGCGCAUUGUCGAGCGAGCAGAUCGAUAUGAUAAACUUACCGUUGCGACACCCGCGCAACAUCGGCGAGAAACAAGUAAAUAGUGCAAGACGACUGUCUCUUUGUCGGGAAAAUCGCAGUCGUCCUAUUUUUCCUCUCACCGCCCCUUCUGCCUGCCAUCCCCCCAUCUUACCUUUAAUAUUGUUUUUUUCUAUUAGAUCAAUCAUUUCGUCGUGUUUGCGUAUCGCGGUGUUAGCGUCCUUGCCUUAAUCGUAGUCAACGGCCAGUCAACGGUAUCUUCGCGAACGAGCUAAUUUGCGCAAGUUUAUAACUCGUACGGUGUACUUAUUUCGAGUAUUAUUCAAAAUCUUCGAGUUCUCAAUCACCAGGAAAAAAUAAUCGCAAAAGCUUCUCAUUUACGUACGAUUGAUAUAAUGUAUAUGUAUAAAGAAGUGAAUGACAAGGUUUGUGUUUGAAUAACACAUAGGUAAAUUCGCGACAGUUUCUCAUUGAGAUGAAUUUGUUAUAUAAAUUAUAUGAAAUUUACUCGAUAUUCUUAUCACUUAGCAUUACACUCUGUCUUAUACUGUCUAUGUAAGUAUUCGUCGAGAUAUAUUCUGCCUACUUUUUCGAAAUGUUAAUUCAGACAUCACAAAUAUUUCUCCUAGCAGCAGAAUUGUAUUUUUGUGUAUGUAUGUAUACAUGGAUGAAUGUGCAUAAGCGUGCAUGACCGUUUAAUUAUUGUAUGCUUGCAUACAAUAUGUCCAUAAGAAGAUUAGGAGGUACAGAGAUAUGUGAACUUUUAUGGAAGAAAGAUGAAAACCAUUAAGUUUACAAGUCUAUAAUUGUUCUAUACUUUUAGUUUCCUGCGCUCGCGUCUCCACCGGCUCGAAAUUGUACGGGAGUAGGCUUAUUCUGACACGUGAUGUAAAGGUAGCAUGCAGUUUAUAUUUUUUGAGAUAUUAAUAUCUCGGGAUAUAAAUAUCUUCUUAUGUUGUCGCACGUACAAGUAAACUUUAAUAAACGAUCGAAGAUUGUUUUAUAAAAUUCGCUAUUUUGCAUGUGUGACUCAUUUCUGAGAAAUUCAUCGUUAUUAUAUAUAAUCUAUUAUAUAAUAUGAUAUAUGUAAUCUAUAUUAUAUAUAAUUAUAUAUAAUAUCAUAUACAAGCGCAAUAUUAAAAUGUGUGCCGAUACAAUCCCCUGUGUUAGGAAUAGCUUACUCGCUAUUCGUCUCGCGAUUUGUACGUUUUCGAGACGUACGCGAGUCGGCGGAGGAGACGACGCACGAUGUUACGGAAACUUGCGCGGCGCAUAAUCGUGAAUAGUGAUUCUGUUUAUAAUAUAUAUAUUUAACAUACAGAUGUAGGAGCUUAAAUAUUUUUUUUGUAUUCUUCUGUUUCGUGUUGCGAGACACCAAGUGUAAUUAAGCGAGCGAGAGUUUUAAACAGUAGGAGCUAACACGAGGAGGUGUCAUCGGUGGCAGCUCACACUCCCUUCUUCAUUCGCCACGAGAGUUCCUGCGAUAUCUAAGUGUACGAGAGAGUCGGUACUAAUUUUUAUCAAUUACAUUAAGCGCUGUACAUUACUUAGAUAGGCAUGGUCAAUUGUCAGGUGUUAUGGCAUCACGAUAUACAAUUAUUAUUAAUAUCAAUAACAUUAUUAUCAUUUAAAAAUAAUAAUUUACAGAAUAAAUGUACAAAUCCACAUGUC
Molecule: messenger RNA, 4790 nt
Organism: Odontomachus brunneus
Lineage: Eukaryota; Metazoa; Arthropoda; Insecta; Hymenoptera; Formicidae
Gene: Acsl
Product: long-chain-fatty-acid--CoA ligase 3
Exons: 10
Coding region: 411-2558 (715 amino acids)
Biological process (GO): neuron differentiation; long-chain fatty acid metabolic process; long-chain fatty-acyl-CoA metabolic process
Cellular component (GO): lipid droplet; plasma membrane; endoplasmic reticulum
Molecular function (GO): palmitoyl-CoA ligase activity
Source: RefSeq, a predicted model, not a curated record